Molecule: messenger RNA, 7391 nt
Organism: Trichogramma pretiosum
Lineage: Eukaryota; Metazoa; Arthropoda; Insecta; Hymenoptera; Trichogrammatidae
Exons: 8
Coding region: 446-3511 (1021 amino acids)
Cellular component (GO): plasma membrane
Molecular function (GO): protein binding
Source: RefSeq, a predicted model, not a curated record
GCUUGCAGUAAUCGCGUUGCGAUGACGCGCUGCCAGCUCCUAGCGUUGACUCGUACUACUUGAGCGCCCAGCCAGUAGUGCUUCACGUGCGCGGCCACGAUACAGGACGCGCCAACUUCUUUCUGCUGCUACAAAGUUGUGUUCACUCGCGUUUCACCGUGCCUCCAUGUGAUUAUUAUACCCCUACUCGUGCUGUGUGUACUGCGACGAUGCAGCGAUAGAAAAAAGAUUUCCUUCUGCUGCUGCAUUUUUUUUUAUUUUAUACGUCCUAGUUCACUUGACACGUUCGUUUCAAAGGGCAAAACAAGAGAGAGAAAGAGAGACCAGGAGAAAGCAAAGCCAAGACAUUGACACGUUUGAAAUAUAGUAAUCACGAGGCCAGAGGAAGGAGAUUAAGCCAGAUUUGUGCCAGCUAGUGACAUGUGUCCAUCAAAAACAGACGAUUAUGAGGAAAAGAGCUGAUGGAGGCGAGCGGGACCCCGAGGUCCCCCAUCGUCGACGAGCAGCAGUGCCCAUCGCCAUGAGGACGCUCAGGAGCCUCGAGACAUGUUUGAUAGUGCUCGGCUGGUGCUGGCUGGCGCUACCCCAGCGGGCGGCGGUCCAGGGCGCCGUGAGCUGCGGCCUCGCCGAGCUGGCCUGCCGGCGCACCGGACGCUGCGUGCCCGUCGACGCCUACUGCAACGGCUUGGACGACUGCGGCGACGGCAGCGACGAGCCGGCCCUCUGCACGCCCUGCAACCGCACCUACCACGGCCGCGAGGGCCGCACCUACAGGCUCGACCUGCCGAGGCCCGCCGAGGGUAGACUGCCCUUCCUCUGCCACCUGACCUUCACCGCCGGCGGCCAGGGCCACGGCGAGCUCGUCCAGCUGCUCUGGGACGCCUUCAGCAUCGGCAGGCUCGAUCCCGAGGCUCGCGACAUGUACACCAGCUGCCCCGAGGGUUCGAUGCAACUGGCCGAGCUCGGGCGACCGUUCACCGGUGGCUCCUGGUGCGGGGCCGGCGAGGGCCAAGCGAGCUACUACAGCGAGACGAGCACGGUGACGGCGUCCAUAAGGCUGUUCGCCGCGCCGGCCAGCGUGCCGUUCGAGUUCCGGCUGAGGUAUAGGUUCGUGUCGCGGCACGAGGCCAUCGCGAGGCUGGGCACCGCCGAGGAGCCGAUCGAGCGCGGCUCGCCCGUGCCCGGCACCUACUGCUCGCGCAACUUUUACGAGUGCUACCAGAAGACGUGCCGCGUGCAGAGCCCCAACUACCCGGGCGAGUACCCGCGCAACGCCAGCUGCUACGUGACGCUGCGCCAGAAGGAGGUGCCGACCUGCAAGCACGCCAUGAUGUCCGUCAAGACGAGCCCGACGGCCCUGGCCAACAACGGCUCGCAGGCCCUCGUCGUCUGGAACGACUGCCCGGAGGAGCGCGACCGGAUAAUCCUGCGCGACGGCUCGAGGAGCGAGGACCAGAUACUGCUGAUCUACUGCGGGGGGCCGCUGCCGCGCGUCACCGCCCGGGGCCCGGCCAUGCUCGUCGAGUUCCACAGCUCGGCGAUGGCCCUGCCGCUGGGUGCCUCCCAGCUGCGCGUCGAGCUCGAGACCCAGGUCGUCUACGUCGACUCGGACGGCUACGACUACGCCCAGACCGCCCAGGGCUGCUACUUCUUCAUCAACGGCACGCAGAAGCGCAGCGGCAUGAUGCGAGCGCCGCUGCACGCCCUGCCGCCCGGCACCAACUGCACCUGGAACAUCAAGGGCGCCUCGGGCGACCGGGUCUGGCUCUACUUUGCCUCCUACUCGCAGCACGACUUGCGAGGCCAGAGCGCCGAGAGCAACACGAGCCUGCUGCAAAUGCAAUCGGACCAAUCGUCGACGAGCCCGGCCUGCCAGGUGAAGCUAACCUUCUGGGACGGGGCGCCGGCCACGGGCAUGCCCCUGGCGGUGCUCUGCGACGAGACGCCUCGGCUCUGCGCCCACGCGGCGCUGCGCAAUCUCACCCGCAGCACCAGGCCUUGCGCCCCCGACGAGAGCUACCUCACGCUGGCGCCGAGUCUCACCAUCCGCAUGGAGACGCCGCUGGGCACUGCCCUCAAUACCGUCCGCUUUAACGCUCGCUACGAGUUCGUGUCGACGAGCCAAGGAGGCGAGCAAUGGGGCGAGUCGCCGAGCCAGCAGUGCUCGCGAAUCUGGCGCCGAGUGAAGGCCGGCGUGGUGAGCUCGCCCCGGGACGUUCGGCUGUUCGGCCGGGGCGGCUCGGAGCGGCUCGAGUGCCGCUACCGCGUCGAGGCGGCCGCCGGCGAGCGGGUCAAGCUGACCGUGCACAACGUCAGCCUUGGCGAGGCGGCCAGCUACUGCGCCGGCGAGGCCGACCCGCACUCGGGCAGGCCGCGCUGCGUCCACGAGGCCGGGGCGCGUCGGGCCAGCCUGACCAUCUACGAGGCGCCCUGGAAGGACGUGCGGCUGCCCCGGGCCUGCGUCUGCGACAACUCGUCGAGCUUGCUGCCGCUGACGCACACGACCAGCGGCCGGGCGAUCGAGCUCGAGUUCCUCAUCGACGGCAUGACGCCCGACGAGGACUUUGAGACGCUCUUCUUCAACGCGAGCUUCGAGCUCGUCAGGGCGCCCGAGUGCCCGAGGAAGCAGCGCCUCCGAGGCGAAGGUGGACAGCUGCGCUUCGUCUCGCCGCCUCUCUCGCGGCCCGACAUCUACUGCGAGGGACUGCCCUGGCUCAUGGAGGCGCGCGACAAUCGCUCGCUCUUCGUUCUCACCUGGGGCUGGCUGCUUCCGCUCGAGCCGCAGCAAGCGACGACGAGCCCUUCGAGCCUCAGCACCACGACCCCGGCCAUAAGCAUCGACGGACACACGGCUUCCGAUUCGUCUUCCUCGACGUCGUCGUUGACCAAGUGCCCGACGACCAAUCGACUGCUCAUGUACUCGGGUUGGCCUCCGAGACUCCACAAGGUCGUCUGCCCGGCUGAUCCCGAUUCCAGAGAGUACACCGUGCACGUCUAUUCCGAGGAAUGGCUCGGAUCUAACGGCAAAAUUUCGGAGCUGCAGGGACCGGGCCGCUCGCCUGCCCUACUGCUGGACUUUGUAGCGCGCGAACCCGGCGAGGCCGCGGCCUCCUGGCUCGAGAUCUCCAAGAGCCGCUCGGCCCUGCGCAGCCAACUGCGACUGCUGCCCGAGAGCGAGGGCCUGAACGGCAGCCUGCGCGACUGCCAGCACCGCUGCCCCGAGCUCGGGGCCUGCAUCGCCUCGAGCCUCUGGUGCGACGGCCGCAUCCACUGCCCGAGCGGCUUCGACGAGGCCGACUGCGCCAGUGGCACCAGACUGCUCGGCUGGCUCUCCGGCGGGGCUUGGUUGUUGCUGGCCGCCGUGGCCGGCAUACUCGCGGCCUGCGCCUGCCUAUUCGCCGUGCUCGUUGGAAGAUCGAAAGCCCGCGCGAAACGCCUUGAAUACGAGGAAUCAACGAAAAAGCCAAGACGAGCGCCGACGGAGGAGACUCUAUUAGGACCAGGAUCUUGACACUCGACUCCCGGCUUCGUGGAAUACAUCCACGUCGACCGGGAGACAACCGUCUAAGGCGUUCGUUCUUUCUUUCGUUCGUUCUUUCAGCAGCAGCACACAUACGUAUUAUGCAUACGUUUUACCUUUUCAACUCUCCUCGUUCGAAUUUUCGAGCUACUAGAGAUAUUGUAUGUACGUAGAUACACACACAUAUACGUACAAAUUUGACAUCCGUCCAACGUCAUUGUCGCCCAGAGAAAGAGAGGCGUAAGGAUGUAUAGAAAAUAAUAUACCCUGAAUUAUUGAGGCGUUUGUUACGAAAUAUUAAACAAAAACUUAACUGCCAUGAUUACGGAGAGUAAAAAGUUUGGCGCCCGUGUGUGUGUGUGUGUGUGUAACGGAUAUUAUACUAAAAUGUGAGAUAAAACAUUUGAAGAUACGGACGAGAUAAGAUUUCUUAAAUGCACGAAAAUACUUUCGAGUACAGAAGAAUCGUAAAGUGACGUACGUACUUUACAGACUAAUGUGUUUUUUUUUUCAGUCGAUAACGAAAACUCGUGGACUAUCAUUCAUUUUAUUGUGCCAAUAAUUUUUCUCUCCGAUCGUUAAUAAUAUUGAAACAAAAUUGCUUUGAACCUGUUUAAAAACUGUCCCUCGUUUAUCAUCCAACUCUACACGUCGCUUUACUUUUCGGCCUUUCAGCGAGCAAAAGAGAUAAAAAAUAUAUGUAUACUCAUCUCACACUCUUGUAGAAAGCUGAUAUAUUUUACAAAAUAAAAAACUUUGUACAAAAAAAAAGAUAAAGUAACGCAAUUAGAGAGCACCCUUUAUUCGAAGUAUAUAUAACAGUAAGUACGAUGAUGAAAUAUUGUCCUCUAACAUAUAGAUAUGAUGUAUAAUGAACCACGUAAAAUUUUUCAGGAUCUCGCUAAUAUCUUUUCAACAAGUCUCAAAAAAGAAACAUUUUGACGUGUAAAAGAUGGAUAAAAAACAGUUCAUUUGUGGACGCAAUUUCAUACAUUCCAAGAUUUAAUUAAAAUGAUUCAUAAAUCUUGAUUUCAUUUUAUAACCCUGUUGCCAAUUCUAUACAUCAGAGUUCACUCAAGCGAUUUUGUGAAAUAAUAAUUGAUUGAUAAAGCCUCGAUCAAAUUAUUUACUUAUUUUUACAUCUUCAAAAAUGUCAGUUUUUGAGACUUGUCGGAAAGAUCUUUGUAAGAACUUGAAACAAUUUUUAUAGAUGCGCGCACAGAUAAUAACGAUAUAUUUUUUCCAACUGCACUAGCAUUAUUUUGUAUAGUAAACGAGUAAAAUAAAAGAGAGAGUGACAGAAAAAUUCAUGUUACAUGGGAAAAGGAAAAAGGAAAAAAUGAAUUACACAAAUCGUGAAUUAAAGUCGAGCAGUGCGCGUCAAGACAAAAGGAUCUUUUAACGGGGCUGUGAUCGUAUAAAACAAAAAUAAAUUUACGCGUGAAAAAAAGUAUGCUUCUGAAACUCUCCUUUUUUUAUUGCAAUUAUAAACUCGCGUAAUAGAUAGUUUAUUCUUUAUAAUCAUUAUAAUGCACUGAAUCUUGUUUACUCUUUUAUUUUAUAGAACACGAAAGAUAUUUCUUGCGAAUUUAAUCAUCUAUCGAACUUUUGCAUCGCGUAUGAUUUAUGAAGAUAUGAAGAUACGAAUAUAAUAAGUUAUAUUAUUCAUUGGCCCGUUGACCUGAGUCAAUGCCUUAAUAUAGUUAAUAAUAUAAUCUACGAAGAAAAAUGGAAAAAUCAUCGUGUCUGUAUCAAUUGCGGACGAACUGUGCCAAUGACUAACGCCAUAAAACUAUAUGAUUGCGUAUUCAUAUGAAAAAGUUAAUCAAAAGAUUGACCCUGGCGAUACAUCAAACGGUAUAAAUAUAAAAAAAUGAAUGUAUCAUUUAUCGGUAGUUGAAAACUCGUAAAAGUCAUAAGUGUAAAUCAUAAAUGUUAGAAACAUAACUAAAAGAAAAAAAUUAAACUAAAUAAACAAAGUGCGAAUAAAAACCGUACAGUUAACCCUCGUUAAAGUAAAUGCAUAUAUUAAUUAUUAAUAUGCUAAAAUCAAUGAAAAUUAUGAAAAUCAAAUUAUGCAUAUAACAUAAAUAACUAUAGUAACAAAUAUGCAUAUAAAAGUUUUAUGAAAAAAUUCAUCAAAAAGUGCGAGAGUAUGUUGAAAUGAAACGAGGCAAUGUAGACGCUGUGUAUGAAUAAAUGAAAACUGCGAUGUUUUCGUUGAUGUAGAUUAAAAAUGAGUGCGAUUGUACAUACAUACCUGUGGUAAUGAAAAGCUCAAUUUGUUUAUUAAAAAUCGUACGUAGUUUUCCUUUUUUCUUACAAUUUGUACAUAUAUCCAGAGUCAGAUUCUUUUUGUUACUCGCGAAGAGAAAAGAGUAUCAUAUGAGUAUGUAUCACUGUAUGAAUAAAAGACUAAAUUAUUAAAAUGAGGAAUUGAAAGAUAUUAUUGGGUUGUAUAGGAUUUUUUUGUAGUUAAAAUAAAUUACAUUGCGGGCAGAGAACGAAAAAUAUGUCGUGCUGCCAUCGUUAAUUGAAAUACAUUAUGUCUUUACGUUCGAUAUUGGACAUUAAUAUAUACAGCUCUGUUUUUUCAAUGACGAUCAAAUAUAACUUUGUAUGUAAUUAUUUGAGGUAAUGUAAAAUUUUUGCUCCAAUUUUUUGAUAUAUUAUACAUAAACAUAUAUACAUUAUACACGUGAUUAAAAUAAAUCAAAGAGAGGGUAAAUUUUACCUAAUUUUUUAUACGACUACACCAUUUUUAAGCAAUGAGUAAAAAACUAGGCUUCCUCUCGCUGACGCGAGCUUAGUGUAGCAUUAUUAGACACGAGAAAUAAUUAAUAAACAGCUUCUUCCAACGGGUAUUAAAUGGUGCUUUGUAUAAACAUCCAUCUUUCGUUUAAGAUUUCAUUCGCUUACCUCUUGAAUCCAUCAAAUUUCUACUGCACUGAUUGAUUAAUAUCGAAUAACAAAAUGAAUUACACCCGUGAAAUAACCUUUAUCCGUCGAUCUCUCUCUCUCGUCUAUUCUAUUAACCUUAUGCUAUACAUAACUAUUAAAAUUACGAAAAUUAAUUCACUGGCGCUCAUAAGAUUAUAAAUGGAAAUAACCGAGAAAAGCAUAGUAGAAUUUGGCACGCGCAAGCCCUAUGCUAAGGUCGAAAAGAAAAAUUUAACUCAUUGAGAAAAAAGUUAAUCAUUAUAGUAAGGAUAAAUAAAUCGGUUUUAUUGCAAUAAUCACGUGACACUGACGUGUAUACUCAUUAUACACACGCACACAUACACAAACAGAUCGUAACGUAUUAUACAUUAUACAUAAUGCGGAUCGUUGCACAUUUAGAUGAUUGUUAUAAUAAUUUUUCGCCCAGCACAUAAUGCGCCAAGUACGCGCAAAUGGACAGCAGAUGCAUAAAUGGCAUGUAUCGGAUAAUAAAACCGUAUCUAUGUACGCGCAAAUGCAUUUGAAUCGAGUUGACUCGAGCCAGAGAGGAUAAUAUCCAUGUAGGAUAAUAUUAUUUGUUAACUCUGUCGCGUGGAGCGGAAUAUAUGUCUGACAGAACGAGCCAAGCGUGCAGCUUUAUUAGAAUGAAUUUCGCUCCGUAUUGACUGUCAUGUAUGAAUUUGCGCACGAUCGAUUGAUUUGAUCGUUUUUUUGUGGAAAAAUUAUCAUAUUGCUGCUUGUUUGCUGUUGUAAAGAAAAUGGAAAGAAGAAAAAAAACCAGCUUUUGAUCGUAUGUUGUACGUGUAUAAAUGUGCGCGUGUGAGCGAUGUACUUGUCAUCAGCAUUUUUAAUACAAUGUCAUUCAUACGAACUUCGAGAAAAAACAUUAUAAUAAAGAUCCAAUACGAUUUGAUGUAUAUAAACAUUAAAA